AUGCUCGCCUCUCUUCUACGCGCUGGACGGCGCGUACCGUUUCGCUCUGCACGCUACGCCUCUACCACUGGACCUUCGAGCAGCACCGCGUCCACAUCACCGUCAGAUGCAGUCUCAGAGACAGUGGCCACCGCCGAGCGGUCCCAGCGGCAGUCUUCGUCUGCCAACUCCUCGGCAUAUAUCCACCCACACUCCCCUUUGCUCUCAUCCGACCACGGCCUCUACGGCUUCUUUCGCCGAAAGGCUCCGUCUGACAACAAGGAACUCGUUGGGGAGGAGCAAUAUGAAACCGUCAUGGAUCCGACCAUUGCAUAUUCAGGCACACCGUGGCUUGCCUCAGAACUGCGGCUGAAGAGCUUCAAAGACCUCCACACGCUGUGGUAUGUGCUGCUUCGUGAACGCAAUCUCCUGGCGACACAGCGGGAUGAGAUGCGCCGGCUGGGUUUGACCAGCCUGAACCAGCCCCCUCAUCGCCAGACUCGGGCCAACACAGCGAAUUGCCGCACAUCCAUGGCUCGCAUCAAGGGGGUCAUGAAUGAAAGGCGUCUGGCCUACGAAGGUGCCGUCGCGUUGGCCGAAGAGCAACGCGAGGAAGCAACAACUCAAGCUAUCCUACAAUUCAAAAUCGGCCAGGAAGGCGGUCGACAGAUACCCGGAUUCAAGACGCAUCCAUCAUCGGCAUCUCGCCCGAAACGACGCGCUGCUGUAGUCACUCCAGGCGAAAAGAAGGCAAGGUGGACAAGAGAGCAAAAGCGGGAGCGCAAACAGCAGGUCGCUGGAGAACGGAUCCUGCAGGUAGCAUGA
Mycena citricolor is the source of this 804-nucleotide messenger RNA. Lineage: Eukaryota; Fungi; Basidiomycota; Agaricomycetes; Agaricales; Mycenaceae. The record is from the annotation of a GenBank genome assembly.